UAGGAAGUGGCUCUUGAUUUUGCUUUUCACCCUUCUCCUGCCCUGUUGCUCUGCUUUGAGCUGGCUCAAUCAGGGCAGCUGCUUGCUGCUUUGGCAGGCAGGGGGCUGAGCAGCUCUUCUGCACACCCAGCUGCUUUUCUCCUUCCUAGGUGUGGCUCCUAUAACUGGUUUCCUCAUUUUAGAAAUUUGUCCUAUUCAGUGAGUGAGUCAGGCAAGUGCUGGGACAAGUGCCACAGCAAAGCUCCUGAGACAAGGGCAGCCAGCAGAACCGCAGAGCUUCUGGGCCAGCUACCAAAGGACUACAGCCAAGGCACCAGGAAACAGAGAAAUUCAUGUCCUCCCUGAUGAAAUGGUUGUCUCUGCCUGUGACAGGCAUGUUCUCAGAGCUGAAGUUCCCUGUUCCCUGGGGCCACAUUGCAGCCAAAGCUUGGGGAUCCUCAAAAGGCCAUCCCAUGCUCUGCUUGCAUGGCUGGCUGGACAAUGCCAAUACCUUCAACAGACUCAUCCCAUUGCUUCCAAAAGAUUACUGUUACAUGGCCAUGGAUUUGGGGGGUCAUGGCCUGUCAUCCCACCGGCCUGCUGGCUUUCCCUACCACUUCCUGGACUACGUAAGUGAGGUCCGCAGGGUGGUGGCAGCCUUGCAGUGGAGUCGAUUUACGCUAAUGGGUCACAGUAUGGGUGGGACAGUUGCAGGAAUGUUCUCCUGCAUUUUCCCAGAGAUGGUGGACAAGCUGAUCCUCCUGGAAUCUGGUGGUUUCUUUCCAGCUCCUCAGGAUCAUGAUGCAUGGCUGGAAUCUAAGCGGAAGGUGGUUGAGAGCCUCCUGAGCCUGGAGCAGAACGAGCACCAGCCCCAUAAGACGCGCAGUCCCAAAGCAGCACUGAAGAGGUUAUUGGAAGCGAACCCCCACCUGACAGAGGAGAGUGGAAAGAUCUUGCUGCAGCGAGGAGCUACAGAGAUACCAGGUGGCCUGGUGUACAACAGAGACAUGAGAAUCCUUAAGCACAACCGGGAAUUCAUCACUCUGGAGCAGUGUGUGAGCUUCCUGAAGAAGAUCCAGGCACAGGUCCUAAUGAUCAGGGCCAAGGAUGGGCUUUUUCCUCAUGAAGAUCCAGAUAAAAGCAAGAACUUUGUAAAACCCUUGCAGGAUGCGUUCAAGUCUAACUUGAGAGAGAGUUUCCAGCUGGUGGAGGUGCCGGGGAAUCACUUUGUCCACCUGAAUGAGCCUGAGGAAGUGGCUGAGAUCAUCAGUGUCUUCUUAGAGAAGGACAAGGACUCCAAAGCCAGAUUGUAGCAUCAGGGUUGAGCUCCCAGGGGAGAUGGCAGUAGUGACAUAAGAGAAUGAGGAGCUCCAGAGCCAGUCUCUGGAGGCGACAGCACUUUUACCUGGUAAUGCCCUGAUAUUUUGCUCAUUAAAUUAUAUUUUCAUCUCUU
Molecule: messenger RNA, 1432 nt
Organism: Alligator mississippiensis (American alligator)
Lineage: Eukaryota; Metazoa; Chordata; Crocodylia; Alligatoridae
Gene: SERHL2
Product: serine hydrolase like 2
Exons: 13
Coding region: 333-1292 (319 amino acids)
Source: RefSeq, a predicted model, not a curated record